This is a messenger RNA of Schistosoma turkestanicum, 1386 nucleotides long. The record is from the annotation of a GenBank genome assembly. NCBI's taxonomy places the organism in Eukaryota, Metazoa, Platyhelminthes, Trematoda, Strigeidida, Schistosomatidae.
UUUAUUUUAAGCGGUGGAUUUGAUUUCUUUGGUCAUGUUGCACUCCGGUCGUUGAUGGCUCAACACUCAGUUUUUGUUGUCAUACUAUCUUAUUAUCAUGGCUGCCUUACCUCUGAGUGUUUCUGAUUGCUUUUACUAUUAAGUGUUUUAGCGUAGACAGUGAUGGAGGAUGAUGUGGAUAGUUGUAAUACGUAAUGCUGUAAUUCUAAGUUGAUAAUGUUUCAGGAAUCGGUCAGUCGUAGAAGAGCACUCUUUAUCUCAAACGAGAUCAAGUUUAAGUUGUGAUAGCCCACAAAACAAACCUAGUAAUAAGACAUUCGGCAAUUCACUAAGGUGUUCUGUUUCAUGUACUUCUUUAUUACCCGUAUUCAGUAUGCCUGCAGAAAAAAGUCCUUCGUAUACCUAUCGCACAGAUGGCGCUGAGCGUGGAUUGUGUGUUGUUUUUUCAGUUGAUAAAUUUGAUCCCAUUCUUUGUUUGCCACCAAGAAAUGGCUCUUUGGUUGAUAUACAAAAUAUUAAGACAGCUUUUGUAAGCCUCGAUUUUAAAGUCAUUGUGCAUUCAAAUCCGACGGCCGAAAACUUAUUGUCUCUAAUUCAAAUAAUCUCAACUCAAAAUCUUCGUGACCAUGAUUGCUUUGCAUGUGUUAUUCUUUCUCAUGGUGAUGAGGGUGGCUUAAUAUAUGCAACAGACGGUUCUGUUCCCGUAGAUCGUAUCAUUGCUCCAUUUCGCGGAGAUCAAUGUCCAGACUUAAGAGGCAAGCCAAAACUAUUUUUCAUCCAAGCUUGUCGUGGAAUGGCACUCGAUGAUGGUGUAUUUGUUUGUGAUGGAUCUCUGUCUAACAGUAAGUCUGCCGACGCUGCGACAACAAUAAGACGAAUUCCAGUUGAGGCGGAUCUUCUCAUCGCCUAUGCAGUUCAACCGGGUUAUUACGCUUUUCGUAAUUCUGUCAAUGGAUCCUGGUUCAUACGUGCUUUAUCGGAUGCCUUGCUUCGUUAUGGGAAUACUUUGGAUUUAUUGAGUAUCAUGACACGUGUAAACUAUGAUGUUGCUUAUGAAUAUGAAUCAAACGCAGCUAAUCCUGCAUUCUGUUGUAAGAAACAAAUGCCAUCGUUUGUGUCUACUUUAACGAAACAUGUCAUCUUUCCACCCAAAAAAACCUCAAAAUCAAUCCAAACUAAUGUAAAGUUUUGAGUUGUUGGUUGUAAAUGAACUUCAAAAAGUAACGAAAUAAUGAAUAUAUAUUUGUUUAAGUCCAGCAGAUUCAAAAGAAGAAAUGCAUAACGUGAUAUAAUUUGCAGAAAACUCUUGAGAAAAGUUUAAUUUACUUAGUUUGUACAUGUUAUUAUAUGCCAUGUUUAAAACACAAUGAAACCCUUUCUUAUCUA